Bacillus rossius redtenbacheri is the source of this 2555-nucleotide messenger RNA. RefSeq names its product small ribosomal subunit protein RACK1-like. The coding region runs from base 131 to 1090 and encodes 319 amino acids. The record is from RefSeq and is a predicted model, not a curated record. Gene Ontology annotation, molecular function: ribosome binding; protein kinase C binding; translation regulator activity. Lineage: Eukaryota; Metazoa; Arthropoda; Insecta; Phasmatodea; Bacillidae. The transcript has 7 exons. Gene Ontology annotation, cellular component: nucleus; cytosol. Gene Ontology annotation, biological process: rescue of stalled cytosolic ribosome; positive regulation of protein phosphorylation.
AAGGUUGACUGGCGCCACCAUGCGGUAUAAAAUCUGUCAUUAAAUCGUCUGCAGAGGGGGAAUUCGAAAGUAAGUGUGGAAGGUGUGGCAUGUGUAUUCCGCAUGUGCGUUUUAUCAAACUAUUCUUGAAAUGACCGAAUCUCUGCAGUUGCGGGGCACACUCAGAGGUCAUAAUGGAUGGGUUACACAAGUUGCUACUAACCCCAAUUUUCCGGACAUGGUUGUCUCGUCAUCUCGAGAUCGCUCGUUGAUAUUGUGGAAGCUGACCAGGAGCGAGGGUGGCUUCGGAGUGCCGCAGAAGCGGCUGACAGGUCACAACCAUUUUGUGAGUGAUGUGGUGAUCUCAUCCGAUGGCCAUUUUGCUCUUUCUGGCUCCUGGGACAGAAGUCUCCGGCUGUGGGAUCUGACCAAGGGAAGCAGCACGAGGCAGUUUGUGGACCACACCAAGGACGUGCUGAGCGUGGCGUUCUCGGCGGACAACCGUCAGAUUGUCUCGGGGAGCCGUGACAAGACCAUCAAGCUGUGGAACACGCUGGCGCAAUGCAAGUUCACCAUGCAGGACGACGGCCACACGGACUGGGUGUCGUGCGUGCGCUUCUCCCCCAACUUCCAGAACCCCAUAGUGGUGUCGUGCGGCUGGGACAAGAGAGUGAAGGUGUGGAGUCUGACCAACUGCAAGGUGAAGACGGACCACGCCGGCCACACGGGCUACCUCAACUCAGUCACCAUCGCACCCGACGGCUCCCUGUGUGCUUCCGGCGGCAAGGACUGGACAGUGAUGCUGUGGGACCUCAACGAGGAGAAGCACUUGUACACGCUGGAGCACAAGAGCAUCAUCAACGCCCUGUGCUUCUCCCCGAACAGGUACUGGUUGUGUGCAGCGACGGGCCCCUCCAUCAAGAUAUGGGACCUGGAGGGCAAGCUGCUGGUGGACGAGCUGUGCCCCGAGGUGGUGAGCCAGUUCUGCGCGGCCGACACGGAGCCCCCGCAGUGCCUGAGCCUGGCGUGGUCGGGCGACGGCCAGACGCUCUUCGCCGGCUACUCCGACAACCACGUGCGUGCCUGGCAGGUGGUGCCCGCCGCCUCCUAGCCCCGUGGUCACCGCCCGCCGCCAAGUGUCCUUGCCCGUCACCGCCGUGUUCUGCCGGGGCUCACCGCUCUCCGUUACCUUACAAGAUUAGUUGUCGUUAGACAUCGGGCAAGUUUCUCCUCAAACAUGCAAUGUUUAUUUAAGGAAAAAAUUUUCAACUUGAAAGAUUAUUUAUUUAUUUAUUUUUUUUUUUUAAAGAAUUUUGAACCCCAGCAGACACCCUAGUUUAGCGAAAUAUAAAAGACUGAAUGCAUUAGUUGCCGUGUGAUAUUUUAGUUAGCAGAAGGAAAUAUUGUUUUUGAUUGGGAAUUUUAUUUUUGUUUCCCCACUGCUGAAAGAAAAUGUGUUAUGAUAUGAUAUAGAUGAAUCUCAUAAUUAUUGUUGUUGAUUUUUGUAUGAUUUAUGAAAAAUACAUACGUGUUCCAGCUCUGCAGAGAAGUAUAGAUGCUAUCUGGAAAUAUGUCAAAUGAACGGUUUUGUUCACUAGAGAUGCCUCCAAAUGUUCCUACUCACCCAAACAAUUGUGUCCUUUAAUUUUCUCUCACUUUUAAGAUUUUUUUUGCACAUUGAAUCAUCUGUACAUUUCUAGGCCAGAAACCGUCUGUGUCUUCUUCAUAGAUGUUUCAGCUUGUUAGUAUUCAGUAUUAAGACACACACUCUAAAACAUUUAAUUAACCUGGGACACACACCUACGCUGAUAAUGUAACCUGUGGUUUUUUCUAGUCAUACCUGAACAUCAGAUUGUCAUGUGAUACUAUUUACUCUAAGAAAUAGUAUAAAUUCCUGUAGUGUGUAUGUUCUGUUGACAUUAUACGUUAGACUACGACUAAAGUUCAGAUAGUUGCUUGAGAGUCGCAGUGCUGCUGGCUUCAGGCGGUAGUGUUUCCCUGCAGAGUGGUGUUGUGGAUGAACGGUUUUUUGUUUAAAUGAUUCUGUAAAUGUAUUAUACAAAAAGGUGGAACUACGAUGUUGACUCCAGUAGUAAAUAUUGUACAGCUUGCAGGCUUCAUUUUCGUGUAGAUGCAAACGGGCAGCUUGUUUUUGUAAUUGUAACAAGGUAAACUUAUUCAAAUUUCUUCCCAGCAUUACCUAUAGUAAUGCGACAUUAAAAUCCUUAUAAAAUGUGUUUCAUAUUAGUUCACAUUCCGUGCAGCUUUCAUGUAACCAUGGAAACAUCUGCCAUUUAAACUAGAAGCUUCCAGGUGCUACGUGAUGUCGAUAGCCACUUUGUUUGGAAUGUUAACAAUUUCUAGUCAGUGUAAUAAUGUUUAGUGAUAUUGGUGCCAUUUAUGAAUAUGUAUUGCAUUAACUAUGUAUGUAUACAACGGGUUUUUUUUUCUCAGUUGCUGUUUGAAUUUAAUUACUUUAUAUUAAUUUCAGUAUUAAAUAAUUUAAAUACAUAGUAUUGACUGAGCUUAUAUCAAUAUGUAAAUUAUAUUGUAUGUUAAAUAUGAUCUUGCAAAAA